Fusarium venenatum is the source of this 867-nucleotide messenger RNA. RefSeq lists its product as uncharacterized. Lineage: Eukaryota; Fungi; Ascomycota; Sordariomycetes; Hypocreales; Nectriaceae. The record is from RefSeq and is a predicted model, not a curated record.
AUGAACAUCUCCGACUCUCCUCUAUUCAAGGAAUUUGCUCGACCAGUUCUUGUACAUGAGCCCCAUCAUGGUAGAGCGUUUUACUCACCCUUGAACAUCGUGGAUAUCUUUGUGCAGCAUCUCCUCGACGCUGCUAAGCUUGAAACCACCCAGUUCAAGAUCAGCAAUGCUACCGAAAACUCUUUCUGUCUUAGCAUUCAAGGGCGUCUUGUUGGGACAGGAACCAUUUCUAGUACCAUCGAUGCCAUGGAGGCCUGUCUAUCUUUCAACGAAUCCAGCUUCGGUAAAGUCAAGUUGCCACAAAUACAGACGAGUUACUGGGGCGCGGACUUUUGUGUCAAGGAGCAGCGUGUGAAUAUCUCUAAUUACGUCACAUAUUGCAACUUUGUUCGGAGUCUCAUCGUUGAUAAAGACACUUGUCUUCAGCUUCAGAAUAGCGAGUGUACUAUACGAGCCUUGAGAACCUCGCCAGCAUGUAGCAUGCGUCUCGAUAUGCCACUGGAAGCCUUAGACGGGCCACGUAUAGCCCUGAAGAAGGUAUCACGCUCGGGAAACAAUGUCAGAAUGGUACUCAGUUCAAGCUACUCAGGUCCAGUGGAAAUCAAUCAUGGUCUGUGUCUCUUCGAGCUUCGAAAUGGCCCUGGAGAAAUAUUGGCAGAGCUGAAGGGAGAUGUGAACAUUUCCCAGAGCCAGAAUGAGCUUAUCCUGCACGGCACGGCAAAUCAUGGGGUGAUACCUUCGCAAAUGGUAAGGCUGAUAGGAGUUGGGGUGGAAGAGGACAAGAGAUCAUGGCUUAGUGAGACAGUCAGAGAAGUUGAUGUUGUCUUCGAUCUGGAGCCAGAACAUUCAGAGACACUGUGGUUUUGA